GGAGCGCUCGGGUGGGGGCACCGCCGGCUCCGAAUCGCGCACAAUGAGACAGCGCUGAGCGCCGGAAGUGGGGCCGAAGGAAAACACGGAGAGGGAGCCCGGCCGGGACAGGAAGAGGCGGGGGACCGCGGCGGAGGUGGUGCAGAGUAAGAAAAUUGAAGUCAAAGACCAUGGGAGAUGCAGCAAAACCUUAUUUUGUGAAACGUGCUAAAGACCGAGGGACUGUAGAUGAUGAGGAUUUCAGAAGGGGUCACCCCCAACAAGAUUAUUUAAUAAUGGAUGAUUAUGCUAAAGGCCAUAGCAGUAAAAUGGAAAAAGGCCCUCCAAAAAAAAAAAUAACACCAGGGAACUAUGGGAAUACCCCCAGAAAAGGACCAUAUGCUGUUUCCAACAAUCCCUAUGCAUUUAAAAACCCAAUUUACAGUCAACCCGCUUGGAUAAAUGACAACCACAAAGAUCAGAGUAAGAGAUGGCUCUCUGAUGAACUUGCUGGUAAUUCAGACAGUUGGAGGGAAUUUAAACCUGGACCUAGAAUUCCUGUUAUAAACCGACCAAGAAAAGACUCCUUUCAGGAAAGUGAGGAUGGAUAUAGGUGGCAAGAUGGAAGAGGCUGCAGAACUGUAAGACGACUACUUCAUAAAGACUUGACAAGCCUAGAAACCAUGUCAGAAAUGGAAGCGGGAAGCCCUGAAAACAAGAAGCAGAGGUCCAGACCUCGGAAGCCACGUAGGACUAGAAAUGAGGAAAAUGAGCAGGGCGGAGACUUGGAAGGCCCCGUGAUUGACGAGUCUGUGCUUUCAACGAAGGAGCUCCUGGGCUUACAGCAGGCAGAGGAGCGAUUAAAAAGAGAUUUCAUUGACAGGCUAAAAAGGCGACCAAGAAACUACCCUACAGCUAAGUACACCUGCAAACUUUGUGAUGUUUUAAUUGAAUCCAUUGCAUUUGCCCAUAAGCAUAUCAAAGAGAAGAGGCACAAGAAAAACAUUAAGGAGAAGCAAGAGGAAGAAUUGCUCACUACGUUACCCCCGCCUACACCCUCCCAGAUAAAUGCAAUUGGUAUUGCCAUUGACAGAGUGGUACAGGAGUUUGGCUUACACAAUGAGAACUUGGAACAGAGACUAGAAAUUAAACGUAUCAUGGAAAAUGUGUUCCAACACAAGUUACCAGAUUGUUCUCUGAGAUUAUAUGGGUCAUCCUGUAGCAGAUUGGGUUUCAAAAAUUCAGAUGUAAAUAUCGACAUUCAAUUUCCAGCCAUUAUGUCUCAGCCAGAUGUUCUCUUACUUGUUCAAGAAUGCUUAAAGAACAGCGACUCUUUUAUUGAUGUGGAUGCAGACUUCCACGCUAGAGUGCCAGUGGUGGUGUGCAGAGAAAAGCAAAGUGGUCUUCUUUGUAAAGUGAGUGCAGGAAAUGAAAAUGCUUGUUUGACGACAAACCAUUUAACUGCCCUUGGAAAACUUGAAUCAAAGCUGGUUCCUUUGGUGAUUGCCUUUAGAUACUGGGCAAAGCUUUGCAGUAUAGAUCGCCCUGAAGAAGGAGGUUUGCCGCCUUAUGUGUUUGCCCUGAUGGCUAUUUUCUUUCUUCAACAAAGGAAAGAACCUCUUCUGCCUGUUUAUCUAGGAUCAUGGAUCGAAGGAUUCUCAUUAAACAAACUAGGGAACUUCAACCUUAAAGAUGUUCAAAAAGACACCGUGGUCUGGGAAUACAUUGACAAUGCCGCCGGGGAUGCAGACACACCAAAAGAAGUACCUGUUAAAAGGGGACAGGUAUCAUUAAUGUUUGAUUCCAAGCACGUCCCGUCAGUUCCAGUUGGGCAGCUCUGGGUGGAAAUGCUUCGAUUCUAUGCUUUAGAAUUUAAUUUGGCUGAUUUAGUGAUCAGUAUUCGUGUCAAAGAAUCUGUAUCUCGGGAAUCAAAGGAUUGGCCCAAAAAGCGCAUUGCCAUUGAAGAUCCUUACUCUGUUAAAAGAAAUGUGGCAAGGACUCUAAAUAAUCAACCCGUGUUUGAAUAUAUACUUCAUUGUUUAAGGACAACGUAUAAGUAUUUUGCUCUUCCACACAAAAUUACAAAAUCCAGCCUUCCAAAGCCUCUGAGUACUGUCACAUGUCUUUCCGAACAUUCUAAAGAGGUCGCCAAGCGUGACCCGGCUGCACAAGCAAAAGAUGAUAAACUCAAAAGGUCAGUUUUGGCUCAGGGGCCAGGUGCUGCCAGUUUGACUGCAGAUACCUGCAUGGUACAGCCACUGACUCUUAAAGAGACUGCUGAAAGCUUUGGAAGCCCCCCAACGGAGGAAAUGGGAAAUGCGCACGUCAGUGUCCACCUGGAAAACCCAGACUGUAUCAAGGCAGGGGCCAGUUGUGAUGAGUAUGAGGAUAUUAAAGGACACCAUCAAGAAACAGGAAGUGAAAUUGGGAGAGAGGGCAAGCAUCCCUUGACUGCCGAUGACCAGGGUUUAAGGCGCAGCAGACAUCGAGAGCUUGUCAUCUGUGGCAGCACACAAAAUAAUGAGACAGAGAGCACUUUGGAUUUAGAAAGCUUCCAGAAUCCUGCAGCCAGAGAGUGUGAUGGAUUCACUACUUCAGAGGACAAGGCUGAUGUUGACGAAGAAGGCGUAGAAGGUAAUGAUGAUCUCGAAGAUGCUCUAAGCCACUUCACCCCUUCAAGACAGGGCCAUACAUCAGGAAUCAUUCAUUCCGAUGAAGAGGAGGAGGAGGAAGAGGAAGAGGAUGACGAUGAAGAACCCAGGCUGUCCAUUACCCGAAGGGAAGAUGAGGACGACUUGGCUAAUGAAGAUGAGUUAGAAAAUACAUACAUGGGAUCAGGGGACGAGGAUGCCCUGUCUGAGGAGGAGGAUGAAUUAGGAGAGUCUGCUAAGUAUAAAGACUUGAAAGAAAGUGGAAAACCUGCGGAUGGGGCUCUACUAAUGGCAUUUAAUAAGAUCUGUCUUAAAGAAGAAAGUGCAUGCGAGGAAAGCUCAACUGUGGAUCAGUCUGAUUUCUUCUAUGAAUUUAGUAAACUCACAUUCACCAAAGGCAAGUCUCCUAUGGUUGUGUGCAGCUUAUGCAAACGAGAAGGUCAUCUCAAGAAGGACUGUCCCGAAGACUUCAAAAGAAUUCAGCUGGAACCUUUGCCACCACUGACACCCAAAUUUUCAAAUAUCUUAGAUCAAGUUUGCAUCCAGUGUUAUAAGGAUUUUUCUCCAACUAUUUUAGAAGAUCAAGCUCGUGAACAUAUUCGUCAAAACCUAGAAAGUUUCAUAAGACAGGAGUUUCCAGGAACUAAAUUGAGCUUGUUUGGCUCCUCCAAAAAUGGAUUUGGGUUCAAGCAGAGUGACCUUGACGUCUGUAUGACAAUUAAUGGACUUGAAACUGCAGAGGGGUUGGACUGUGUACGAACUAUUGAAGAAUUGGCAAGAGUCCUCAAAAAACAUUCAGGUCUGAGAAACAUCUUGCCUAUUACAACAGCAAAGGUGCCAAUUGUAAAGUUCUUCCAUUUGAGAAGUGGUUUGGAAGUGGACAUCAGUUUGUAUAACACACUGGCCCUUCAUAACACAAGGCUCUUAUCUGCUUAUUCAGCCAUUGAUCCCAGAGUGAAAUAUUUAUGCUAUACCAUGAAAGUAUUUACAAAGAUGUGUGAUAUUGGUGACGCAUCUAGAGGCAGCUUAUCAUCAUAUGCAUACACACUUAUGGUGCUAUAUUUUCUCCAGCAGAGGAAUCCACCAGUCAUUCCUGUCCUUCAAGAGAUAUACAAAGGUGAAAAGAAACCUGAAAUAUUUGUUGAUGGCUGGAAUAUUUAUUUUUUUGAUCAAAUAGAUGAACUGCCCAUCUAUUGGCCAGAAUAUGGGAAAAAUACAGAAUCUGUUGGGCAGCUGUGGUUGGGACUUCUUCGAUUCUACACAGAGGAAUUUGAUUUUAAAGAACAUGUUAUUAGCAUCAGGAGAAAAAGUCUGCUUACAACUUUUAAGAAACAGUGGACCUCAAAAUACAUUGUUAUUGAAGAUCCCUUUGAUUUGAAUCAUAAUCUUGGAGCCGGAUUAUCAAGGAAAAUGACAAAUUUUAUAAUGAAAGCAUUUAUUAAUGGUAGAAGAGUAUUUGGUAUUCCAGUCAAAGGAUUUCCAAAGGACUGCCCCUCAAAAAUGGAGUACUUUUUUGAUCCAGAAGUGCUAACUGAAGGAGAGCUGGCCCCAAAUGAUAGAUGUUGCCGAAUUUGUGGGAAAAUUGGACACUUCAUGAAGGACUGUCCUAUGAGGAGAAAAGUGAGGCGACGGCGUGAUCAGGAAGAUACCCUGAACCAAAGAUACCCUGAGAACAAAGAGAAGAGAAGCAAAGAGGACAAAGAAAUUCAGAACAAGUACACAGAGAGGGAGGUGUCGACAAAAGAAGAUAAGCCCAUGCAGUGCACACCUCAGAAAGCCAAGCCAGUGAGGACAGCUGUCGACCUGGGCAGAGAGAAAAUUCUCAGGCCACCGGUGGAAAAAUGGAAGAGACAGGAUGACAAAGACUUAAGAGAAAAACGUUGUUUUAUUUGUGGAAGAGAAGGGCACAUUAAAAAGGAAUGCCCCCAAUUUAAAGGCUCUCCAGGUAGCCUUUCCAGUAAAUAUAUGACUCAGGGAAAAGCCUCAGCGAAGAGGACCCAGCAGGAAUCAUGAGGGAAGGAAAAAAUGCAGCACUCUAAAUGGCCACUCAGGCGUUCCUAUUCACUUUGAAAUUAGGUUCAUUUCACAGGACACAGCAGCAUAGAUCAGGCUUCAACUUAACAUUUAAGGGAAAUGUCAGAUUUUUUUUAACUUAAUGAAAUUGUUAAUGAGGAAAAACAAAUUUAAUACAGUCUCACGUACCACAAAUCCCCAUAGAUGUAAGGAUUUUAAGAGAAAGCCAUGAUGUAUGUAUUUAAGCCAGGUUUUAUUUUUUUUUUAAGCCAGGUUUAAAAAAAAAAAAAAAGUAUAACUGUGGGCCAGUAUUCAGUGAAUACAAUUUCAUGGUUUUUAAUUCUUUCAAAGCACACUGAAAGGGGUGUGCUGAUAAACCCUGAGUAAAUUAACCCGUUUUUUCACCUACAAAUCCCUUUUUUGUUUUGAAGAGGGGAAAUUAUAUUUAUUGUUUACUGAAUCCUUGUGUGAAAGCAUAUCAAAUAUGUGUGAACUGCUACUACUGUAUUUACAAUUUACAAACCUUAUUUUAUUGAUAUUUGUAGAAGUGACAACGCGAACAUGAGUACCUAUUUAUGCGAGCCUUCCGUGGGUAAGCAGCACCACCAAGGGGCUCUGGGGUUUUUUCCCUCUCUAAUUUUAAGUAAGUUGACAUAGAAUUCCUAUACUCAUAAAAAUGAAGUAAGGAAAACAAGUAGUCCUGUUUGCUGCUAAAAACAUUUUCAAAGGAAAAAUGACAAAGUAGAAGUGCUUUUUACUUUUUAUGAUACUCAGAAAUUAGGGUGGAGAACUUUUAAAAAAUCCCUGAGGAUUAAAGAGGCCAUCUCUGCCAAUCACAAAUUUGGUUGGUGUCAUUUUGGGUCUGACUGGAGCCCUCCUGGAACUGUUUCUCUAACUCCACAAGCCAUCCAGAAGUAGUAUGUGGUCAGAACUAUGCCUUGGUUUAUUUAUCAUUUUGAAAUAAAAUCAGAAUUUCAACCUGUAA
This is a messenger RNA of Mirounga angustirostris (Northern elephant seal), 5628 nucleotides long. It is a transcript of the gene TUT7, whose product is annotated as terminal uridylyl transferase 7. Gene Ontology annotation, molecular function: nucleic acid binding; RNA uridylyltransferase activity; zinc ion binding. The transcript has 27 exons. The coding region runs from base 171 to 4643 and encodes 1490 amino acids. Lineage: Eukaryota; Metazoa; Chordata; Mammalia; Carnivora; Phocidae. The record is from RefSeq and is a predicted model, not a curated record.